AGUCUACUGCACUCAAGGAUGGUGAAGGUGUUGGAGUUUGUAGAAAGUGAGAAGAUUUGUUCUGUUUCUGGGAGCCAUCCACCAGCAUCUUGGCAUUGCUUUGAGUGUAAUCGCUCGUUGUGUGACGAAUGUGAGAAGAGCCAUUCAGUGUUUACCAAAGCUCACAAAACUACCCGCUUGAAUAACUUAAAGAAAGAAGAUGUUGCUUUGAUGCUGAGAGGAAACUACGGUCAUGAACACGAAGCAAUAUAUAACUUCUACUGCAACGAUUGUGAUGAAUGUCUUUGUUUUGACUGCUUUAAAAUUAAAAAAUGUGGCAUUCACAACACGACUCAAAUUCAAGAUCUCAUUUCUUCCAAACGAAGUCUUUUGCAGCAAGCUUUUGAUCACCUCAAAGCUCGACAAGAGGAAAUGCAAAAACAAUUAGGAAUAUUAAAAGAAAUAACAAAAACAGCAAAAGAGAACGGUGAACAAGCAAAAUUAGAGGUUCAAAAAACGGUCAAACGACUGAUAUCUUCGCUGGAAGAAAGCGAGAAAGAACUUGAGAGAGAAAUUGAAAAGAAAAUAAAAAAAGCAGAGCAAAAARAAUCGAAAGGACAAGUUGUUGUAGRCAAGACUCUGAGCGUUUUGGAUUACGUAUGCAAAGUGAUGGAAAAUGGUAAUUUGAAUGAAAUGAAUGAAGCACUUAUAGACACUGCAGGCUAUGACAACAGUAUUGAUAACCCAAGUAGACAAGAGUCUCGCUUUAAGUUUGUUUGCAGCAAAGAGGUUCAUGCAUUAGGGAACUCAGGGAUUGGAAUUCUUAAACCGAUAUUAACAGACCCUGUUAUGAGUUUGAUAGAGGUAGAAUCUGAAGAUCUCGAAGCCCUGAAGAAAUCAGCUUUGGUCGUGUUAACAAAGACCACUACUGGAAAACUUAAUGCUGAUCCGGACGAUGUCGUGGACGUUAAAAUCACUCCUGAAGAUGGUGUGAAGAUAAAAUUGAAAAGGACGACUGAUGGUAAAAUAGAAGUGGAGUUCAUACCUAAAGUAGCUGGUCAACUGACAGCAGAGGUUCAAGUGAAUGGGAAUAAUGUAUCUAACAGUCCACUAGUGAUAAAUGUGAAGCCACAGAAGAUGGAAAUAACAAGUGAGUUUAAGAUGAAAGGUAUACAGACAACAUCUUCAGAUUUUACAGGGAUAGCAGUAAAUAAAAAACACACUAGAGUAGCUGUUGCAGACAAAUCUUCACAGUGUGUGUAUGUCUGUAACACUGAUGGCGAUCUCUUACUGACGUAUGGUAGUCGAGGUAACGGUCAGGAUCAGUUGGACAAUCCCCAUGGUUUAGCAUUUCUUAAUGAUACAGAUUUAGUCAUAGCAGACUUUGGUAAUGAUAGGAUAUGUAUAGUCAAUACCGACACAGGAACACUGAUAAGAUGCUUUGGUCAACGGGGACAAGGAGUUGGGCAAUUCAAAUAUCCUCGUGGAGUACACGUUGAUGAAGAUGGCAACAUCAUAGUGAGUGAUUAUCACAAUCAUCGUUUUCAAGUCUUCUCAAAGGACGGAAAAAUUCAGGCUGAUUGGACAAAACAAGGCUCCUUUAACCCAGUGAGUACAGUUACCCACGACGGACGGUUUUAUGUUCUUGAUGAACAUGGAUGUUCCAUUCAUGUAGUUGAGAAGAAAGAUGGUGUCUUGACUAGAAUAUCGACGAUUGGCGAGAAAGGUAGUGCUGAUGGUCAGCUGAGUACACCACGGGGCUUGGCUAUUGAUAAUGACCAUCAUCUAUUGGUGUGUGAUCGUGGUAAUAACCGCAUCCAAAAGUUCACAUUAGAUGGUCGUUUGGUGGGUAAAAUGGAUAUAUCAAACCCUGGUUACAUUGCUGUACUGAAAGGCAGUAAAUCCUUGGUAACUGCGGUGAAAAAGGUGGUACUUUUGUGAAAACACAUUUCGUAUGUUCGCUACUGGCUACUAUGCGCCAGAUUUUCCUUAGAUAUUUAAGGUUUUCACGAGUACAAUCUGGAACUCCUUUAUCUUUCGUCAUCUCAGUCGGACAAGAUGUAACAUUUUGGAUGUCUAGUGUCGACAGUAAAAUAUCUUUAAAAAUAACUGAAUGCCGAACGUACACGAAAAAAUGUAAAGAUACACAGAGAACUGGGGGAAGCUGUUAGAACUUUAUCAACGUUCGCAAACAGCGGAUGUCUUAAUGACAUACUUGAGCUCCAGAAGUACUGUUUAAUAAACGAGCAGGAGUGUUUUAUCGGGUAUAAAACACGAGGCGCAGCCGAGUGGUCUUAGACCCGAUAAAACACGAUCUGCGAGUUUAUUA
This is a messenger RNA of Actinia tenebrosa (Australian red waratah sea anemone), 2308 nucleotides long. RefSeq names its product tripartite motif-containing protein 3. The record is from RefSeq and is a predicted model, not a curated record. Lineage: Eukaryota; Metazoa; Cnidaria; Anthozoa; Actiniaria; Actiniidae. Gene Ontology annotation, molecular function: zinc ion binding; protein binding.